UGACAAUAAUAGUGAGCUAGAUAGUUCGCUGGAUCUUGAAGUGAGUAGUGAGCCUAAUUCUGAUUCAGAGGAUCUUGACAAUAAUAGUGAGCUAGAUAGUUCAAUGGAUCUUGAAGUGAGUAGUGAGCCUAAUUCUGAUUCAGAGGAUCUUGACAAUAAUAGUGAGCUAGAUUCGCUGGACCUUGAAGUGAGUAGUGAGCCUAGUUCUGAUUCAGAGGACGAGAGUAGCUUUUCUGAUAUGGAGGGUAACUCUUCGAUUGAAGAGGAGGAUCCUGUGCUCGCCGAACGUGAGCGAUUCCGUAGAGUUAUGUGCAAGACUAAGCCAGUGUCCACUUGGAACUGUGAUAUGGAGCUGAUGCAUCGUGAACAUAACUUCAUCAAUCGGAUUGGGUGGCGCGGCGGACACACAUCUGACCAGAGUUUUGGAGAAGGAUACCACAAAUCCGGCCAGGUUUUGGGGCAGCUGACUUUAUGGAAUACGCUAAAACCCCGAUACGCGAAGUGCCUCAACUUCAACCAGGAUGGCGAUUUGUUGUGCGCGGGCACCGAUGAUCACAUAAUCGUCUGGAAUUGGGCUAAGAAUAGGACACUGACGAAUUAUCGUCCAGAUAUCAAGGGGAAAAUCAUGCAGAUCAAGUUCAUCGAUAGCGCCGGCUCCUUGGACAUCGUGUCCGCCAGCUCCGAUGGCCAGAUGCUCCGGACCAUUGUUCCACCUUCCGGAGGUGCCCCCAUGUCUAGCCACUGCCUCUACGAGCACAUCGGUUGCGUGCGCGAUUUCGAAAUAGUGCCGCGUAGCCGUCACGAGAUAUUAAGCGCAGGUGAUUAUGGAAUUGUGAAGUUAUUUGACUUGCGCGUCAGCAGUGCAGCCACCACAGCAGUGCAGUGCGUCGAAACAAGAGAGGGAGUGGACCUGUACACUAUCGCCCACCAUCCCUUUGCUCCGGAAUUCUGCGUUGGCGGAGACGAUGUUAAGCUAAACGUUUACGACAAGCGAAAAAUGACAAGGGCCGUUCACGAAAUUACACCACGCAAUCUUAAAGAUUCGAACUCGGACAAUAAGCCGGACAUCACUUCUGCCGUCUACAAUCACAGCGGUAGCGAGCUUCUGGCCUGCUACAGAAGAACAGGCAACUAUUUGUUUGACAGCCGCAAUUACACGGAUGGCGAUUUUUUGCACUACUACAGAAAGCAUUUUCGCGAGAUUAAUUUCUUCGGUCCCCGAUCGGAGUACAUUGUUAGUGGCGAUUUCAAUGGUAUAUAUUUCUGGGACAAGAACACGGGAGAAAUCAUCUGCGAGAACAUGGACGAAAAGGCCAAGGCGGUAAUCUGCCUUAAGCCGCAUCCCUGGAAGCCCAUGCUGGCAACCGCUGCAUUAAUAAAGCCUGGAAUCCAUAUCUGGAUUCCUAAUGGUCCUUAGU
This is a messenger RNA of Drosophila subpulchrella, 1418 nucleotides long. RefSeq names its product DDB1- and CUL4-associated factor 8-like. NCBI's taxonomy places the organism in Eukaryota, Metazoa, Arthropoda, Insecta, Diptera, Drosophilidae. Gene Ontology annotation, cellular component: Cul4-RING E3 ubiquitin ligase complex; cytoplasm. The coding region runs from base 104 to 1417 and encodes 437 amino acids. The record is from RefSeq and is a predicted model, not a curated record. Gene Ontology annotation, molecular function: protein binding. The transcript has 9 exons.